GUGUGGACCACCAUGACCUCACCAUGUUCUCAAACAACCCCAUUAUCUCCUGCUCAUUAUUUGGUGAUCCCACCAGUACUACAGUCCCCUCCGUCACUUUCCAAUCUCAAAGAUCACCGUUUCAGCACAGGCAACCUAUCCGUGACCACGCCUGGCACGCCAGGUCUUGAAAGUUCAGCAUCAUCGGUAAUGAAUCUUGAUUUGAAUGACAGCAUUCUUGUCCACGAGGUAGACCCAGAGCUGGACACUACUCACAGCGAAGAUACCACUGCAGUCGGUCAAAUAGAUGAUGUAGCUGACGAAGGAUCCAGGAAGAACCUGCGGGACCAUCUGCGGCGAACUUUGAGUGUUCAGAGGGAGAAAUCAGACGCAAAGCGAAAAAAUGAUGAAUUUCUAGAAAUCAGUUCCGUGUCUCCUGACACAAUCUGGGGCAGACUUCAAGUCUGAUCACUCGUGCCGAGCGUGCACCCAGACGCAGUGGUCACAAAUACAGAACUGGGAUCUCCGCAGAUCUUCAUUCAGACCGGUCAUUUCAGACUCGUCUUCGUAUGUUCACGUGUCUCAAAUUCGAUGUAGCUCUUGAAGAAUAUAGACCUCGAGAGUACUUUGUACUUACCGACGCUGGAAAACCUGUAUUCACUAGGUGAGGCUAUUGAUGCACUCAGUGAGGUCCAAUGAUGAUAAUCACUGGUUAGUCGCCCUGAUGGGCAGGACG
Messenger RNA from Suillus fuscotomentosus, 715 nucleotides. RefSeq lists its product as uncharacterized. Bases 13 to 447 code for a protein of 144 amino acids. The transcript has 3 exons. The record is from RefSeq and is a predicted model, not a curated record. Lineage: Eukaryota; Fungi; Basidiomycota; Agaricomycetes; Boletales; Suillaceae.